This is a messenger RNA of Nerophis lumbriciformis (worm pipefish), 1834 nucleotides long. RefSeq names its product forkhead box protein F2-like. Gene Ontology annotation, cellular component: nucleus. Gene Ontology annotation, molecular function: RNA polymerase II cis-regulatory region sequence-specific DNA binding; DNA-binding transcription factor activity, RNA polymerase II-specific. Gene Ontology annotation, biological process: regulation of transcription by RNA polymerase II; animal organ morphogenesis. Lineage: Eukaryota; Metazoa; Chordata; Actinopteri; Syngnathiformes; Syngnathidae. The record is from RefSeq and is a predicted model, not a curated record.
CAGAAGAAGUCUAGGUGGUCGAGGGGGGGGCCGGGGGACGCUAAGAGAAUAUGGACCGAGUCGAGGAAGAGGCGCUGAAGAUGGACGUUCUCGAUUUGCUUUGCGUCUGGAGGGUCUGCACGGAGCAUGGAAGCCGAAAAGGACCGGCGUCGAUUGGGUUUUGAACCGCAGAGGAUGAUUUAGUGGCGCAGAUAUGGCGAGCAAAAGCCCCCAUUUGGAUCCGAACGUUGCGCGUUCCAUGCCGGCCGCGCAAGUGUCGAUGGCGGCCGGUGCGCAAGAUGGCAAAAGCAAGAGGGGGAACUCCGGCUUGAGACGCCCGGAAAAGCCUCCGUACUCCUACAUCGCCCUCAUCGUCAUGGCCAUCCAGAGCUCGCCGAGCAAGAGACUCACGCUGAGUGAGAUCUACCAGUUCCUGCAGGCGCGCUUCACCUUCUUCCGGGGGUCUUACCAGGGAUGGAAGAACUCCGUCAGACACAACCUGUCCCUCAACGAGUGUUUCAUCAAACUCCCCAAGGGCCUCGGCAGACCCGGCAAGGGCCACUACUGGACCAUCGACCCGGGAAGCGAGUUCAUGUUCGAGGAGGGAUCCUUUCGACGCAGACCCCGCGGCUUCCGCAGGAAAUGCCAGACGCUGAAGCCCAUGUACCGGAUGAUGAACGGCAUCGGGUUUGGGGCCAACUUCGACUUCCAGGCGGCGUCGGGGGCCCCGUUAGUGUGUCAUAACGGCUACAACCUGGACUUUAACGCGGGGGGCUUCGAGGGGCAUCACGCGUCCCCUGCGGGCUCCAGCUCCUCGUACAUGGCUGCGUGCCAGGUGGCCCCCGGCGCGGACUACUGCGGCCCGGACAGCGGGGGGAGCUCCUUGCAGUCCUCCCCGGCCAUGGUGGGGCCUCUGGACUGUCAGAGCCCGUAUGGCACCGCGGCCUCGCACUGGAGCUCACCUGCCGUGCCCGCAGCCUACAUCAAGCAGCAGACUCUGCCAUCGAACGGCAGCACCGGCGCGCACGGGAUGGCGUCUUAUUCCCUGGAUCAAAGCUACCUGCACCACACCGGGCGAGAUUCCAGCGACAUGCCAGCUGGAUUGUCUCGGUACCCCAGCCACUCCUCCCCAGUGUGCGACAGGAAGGAUUUCGUUCUCAGCCUGAAUGGGAUGUCCUCUCUGCACUCCGGCUCUGGUGGCGCUUAUUAUCAUCAUCACCACCAUCAUCACCAGCUGCACCAUCACCAGAGUGCCUAUCAGGACGUCAAGCCUUGCGUCAUUUAACCAAUCCGUGAAUGUUCUAUUCCUCCUCUAUCACGGCGUGACGUCAUGAACUCAGUAGACUUAUACCGACCGACCGAUUGCACACAGGACGUCUCCAGGAACACCCGCAUACAUUUAUGUUAACCUAUGCACUUAUUAUUUUUGGAGAACUAUCAUUAAAGGGAAGUAUUAUUUCUGAACUGAUUAGUGUCAUAAUUUGUAUAUAUAUUUUUUGAAUUAAAUAUACUGUUACUUGCACUAGCUACAUUUUAAACCAAUCAUUAUUCUUAUUCUUAUUGUUUGCGCAAGUACUGUGGCUCCUUAUUAUCUUGUUAAAACUGAAACUGCAUGUCCACAAUCUCUUCCCAAUAUCAGGAUGAUUAAUGCUAUAUUUUUGUUUUAUUUAAGAGUUAUUGCCAACCUGUUCUGGUUGAAAAGCAGCAAUUUUUUCUACAUUUUGAAUGUAACUUUUUUUCCCCACUGCAUGGCCCGUACCUCUUUUCUGAUCCUCUGUCGCUAUCUAGUGGACUGUAAAAGGCAAAGAAGGUUAUUUUCAUAUUUGGAUAUCCAGUAUAAAGUUGAUAUUUUCCA